Messenger RNA from Brassica napus (rape), 1597 nucleotides. Its product is annotated as EP1-like glycoprotein 4. NCBI's taxonomy places the organism in Eukaryota, Viridiplantae, Streptophyta, Magnoliopsida, Brassicales, Brassicaceae. The record is from RefSeq and is a predicted model, not a curated record.
AUGGCAUUAGCAUCACAUAUUCUUACUCAUUCUCUCUUUCUUCUCAUCUCACUGAUCCGACCACAAGUUCCUCCAUUAGAGCAGCUCAAAUUCCUAAAUCAUGGCCACUUCGGAGACUCCAAAGUGGAGUACAACGCAAGUUACAGAGACAUAGGUGUCAUCCGUAAUCACUUCCGUCUAUGUUUCUUUUGAUCUUUACCACGCCAAAUGCAUACACUCGCCAUAGGUAUGGGAACAGGAAGUCCCGACUCCAUCAUCCGUUGGGUUUGGCAAGCUAACCCACAACAUCCAGUCCACGAAGAGGCUUCUCUUUCCUUCGGACCAGAGGGGAAUCUUGUUCUGUCUCAGCCAGAUGGUAGAGUCAUCUGGUAGACAAACAAAAAAGGCGUUAUUGUCUUAAUCAUGAACGAGAACGGUAAUCUUGUGUUGUUUGAUGAUGGGGGAUGGCCUGUGUGGCAGAGUUUUGAUUUUCUGACCGAUACGCUCUUGGUUGGCCAGUCACUUGAUCGCUUGAACAAGCUUGUAAGCCGCGACAAUGGGUCAUAUACUCUUACCUUGGAACCUAACCGGCUCGUUCUAAGUCAUUUAAUCCCUAGGAGUAGUAACAACAGAACCGUUGUUUAUUACGUUAUAGAAGGUCGGUUUAUUCCAAGCACGACAUUCUACGCAGUUAAAGCAGGAACAGCGACUCAGUUGGGCCUAGCCACUCCUGGUCUUAGGCCCAAGUUUCUCGCUCGGGCUAGGUGUAAUGCCUCGCAAAGUUUCCUCAGACUUGACGCUGAUGGAAACCUUAGGAUCUACUACACUUUUGACUUCAAGGUUAGUUUUCUUGCGUGGGAAGUAACGUUUGAGCUCUUAAGUAGAAGCAACGAGUGUUGGUUACCGUCAAAAUGCGGAGAGUUUGGGCUUUGUGAGCAUAAUCAGUGUAUGGCUUCUCCAUCGGGUAUGGGCAUAUUGGGAUGGAGUAAAGCUUUUAAGUUCAAGAACAGUGUUGAUCCAGAGACGUUUCAUUAUUAUAGACUUGGAGGUGUUGAUCAUUUCAUGACCAAGUAUGACGUUGGUCUUGCUGUUGGAGAGCGCAAGUGUCGUGGUUUAUGUAGUGUGGACUGUAGAUGUUUGGGGUAUUUUUACGAUAAGAGUAGGUUUAACUGCUGGAUUAGCUAUGAGCUUGGGACUUUGGUUAAAGUGUCUGACUCUAAGAAAGUGGCUUAUAUCAAAACCCGUAAUGUUUGAUCAGCAUCAACUGUUAAACCUAUGUUAAUUAUCAAAUUAGUGGGGAUAUAAUCUUGUAAACCAAUGCUUUAAUGUUGCUGUGAGAAAGCAUAUGUAUCCAUUGUCUACCUAUUGAACUCAGGGUUGCUACACCAUUCAUUUUUUCACAACUUCAAAACUUUUCUGACGUUAAUAUUAACAUUCAUAGAGACCAAAAAACCUCUACUACGCUUAUGACUUAUCAUCACACGUACCUCACAACAAUAACGGUUUACAUAAUUUAUAUUAAACCCAUGCACGUACCUAUAUGAUUCAUAUCUUUGCAACCCUUUCAUGCAAAUCUCAAUAAACUGUACUUCUUAACGUUUGAACACGAAUUUUUUUA